Molecule: messenger RNA, 1069 nt
Organism: Osmia lignaria (orchard mason bee)
Lineage: Eukaryota; Metazoa; Arthropoda; Insecta; Hymenoptera; Megachilidae
Gene: Pgls
Product: 6-phosphogluconolactonase
Biological process (GO): pentose-phosphate shunt; carbohydrate metabolic process
Molecular function (GO): 6-phosphogluconolactonase activity
Source: RefSeq, a predicted model, not a curated record
UAAAUUUAAGUGCUGUUAAAAAUUUACCGAUAAAUAAUGGAGAAGAUACUAAUCGAGCCUCAGAAUUGUAUCAUAGUGUCAUAUUUGUCUAACCUUCUUCAAACGAGUGCCGAAGAGGCAUUCGCCAACGGUGAUACACUUAAAGUUGGAUUAUCAGGGGGCUCUGUGGUUAACUUAUUGGCACAGAGUUUACCUAAUAUUACAACUGACUGGAGUAAAUGGUAUUUCUUCUUCUGUGAUGAAAGAAUUGUUCCUUUUGAUAGUAAUGACUCAACUUACGGAGAAUAUAAGUCAAAGUUGAUUGGAAAAAUACCAGUGACUGAAGAUCAGUUCAUAAAAAUAAAUCCUGAUCUAUCUGCCGAAGAUGCCGCAAAAGAUUAUAUUAAGAAGAUGUCUGUAUUUUUUCCUCCUGACCGUCUCCCAUGUUUUGAUGUGCUCCUUUUGGGAGUAGGUCCAGAUGGACAUACGUGUUCUCUGUUUCCUGGUCAUAAGCUUUUGAACGAAUCAAGUUUGUGGGUUUGUCCUAUUAAUGAUUCCCCUAAACCUCCUCCAUCUCGUAUCACUCUAACUCUUCCUGUAAUCAAUAAUGCAAAAAAAUGCAUAUUUACUGUUGUUGGAUCUAGCAAAGCUGAAAUUGUGAAGAGAAUUUUGCAAGAUAAAGAAAAUUUGCCAGCUGCUCGUGUACAACCGCACAAUGGAGAAUUGUACUGGAUCCUAGAUGAAGAUUCAUCAAAAUUAUUACAAGCCUAAAUAACAUAUUUGCUUAAAGUUGACUAUAACAUUCCACUUAAAUAUCUUAUUCUGAUGCUCAACAGCUAUCUCAGGCAUACUUUUGUAUACAUACGUGCAUCUUACUUAAAAUGGCUAAUAGAUAAACAUUUAAAUGAAAGCAUUUUUUUGUGAACUGUUGCUCAAAGAUGAUAUUUGUUUAUUAUAACGUUAAUAUCGUUUAAAAUAUUUUGUUAUUCUCUGUUUGUGUAUUUCAAUACAACAAUUUUCGGAUAUUUUAUUUUUUCCAUUUAUAUUUGUAUACAUGAAAUAAGUACAAAAUAUAAAAUAAUACGUUUUU